This is a messenger RNA of Microstroma glucosiphilum, 900 nucleotides long. Its product is annotated as Clavaminate synthase-like protein. Lineage: Eukaryota; Fungi; Basidiomycota; Exobasidiomycetes; Microstromatales; Microstromataceae. Bases 1 to 900 code for a protein of 299 amino acids. Gene Ontology annotation, molecular function: 2-oxoglutarate-dependent dioxygenase activity. The transcript has 3 exons. The record is from RefSeq and is a predicted model, not a curated record.
AUGAUGGGGCUGGGAGCUAGGAUGGCUUGCCCUGGAAUGCUCAAAGGCUCUGGUCUUGCGGUGUCAAAUAUCGCCAGGAGAGAUACACGCUGGGGACCCUCACACUCCCCCACCCUCUCCGCCUUCUCCUCACAUCUACACUCAGAAGCCCGUCAGUCAGAGCCACAUGCAUGGCCAGCACUAGAGCAGUGGCGUGGCCAAGAUGCCUCUGGCAAAGAGACACUACAAGGUCUGCGUCGUGUACGUGGGCUAGAGGAUCACCCUGUCGAGGUCGAGGUGGGCAAACGCGGCCGCGGGUAUCUGGAUGGGGAAGCUGGGGGUUGGCAAAAAGUGCGCAUGCCCUUUGGGAUCUUCCUCGAGGCCUUCAUCCUGCGCUCGAUACCCUCUGCGGACCCGGACCUGAUAGGGUACGUAGCCCAACAGGACCUCCUGGCUGAUCUCCCCGAGCUGGCAGAGGCCUGCCCCGUACUACCGCACACGUCUUCUGGACCUCGUGGAGAUCGGGAGCAGUGGAGAAGGAAUGUCUGGAUUGGGCCAGAGGGGACUUUCACUCCUAUCCAUCGGGACCCGUAUGAGAACCUUUUCGUACAGGUCAUUGGGACGAAGCGCGUGCACCUUUUCCCACCCUCAUACGGCCCGAAUCUCUACCUUUCUCCUUCCACGACCAGCCAGUCAAACACGAGCACGAUACCCACAGAAGACUAUCUGCUGGAGAGUAGCGACUCAGAUACUGCUGCUCAGCGGGCUUCCCACUUCCCACUGCUCAAUGAGGCAAUGGCAUGUCAGGGCGCAGCUCACACCAUUCUUGGGCCAGGAGACGCACUCUAUAUACCUCAAGGCUGGUUCCAUUGCAUCAAGAGCUUAGAGACUAGCGUCAGUGUCAAUAGUUGGUGGCGAUGA